Molecule: messenger RNA, 1232 nt
Organism: Protobothrops mucrosquamatus (brown spotted pit viper)
Lineage: Eukaryota; Metazoa; Chordata; Lepidosauria; Squamata; Viperidae
Gene: GOLPH3L
Product: golgi phosphoprotein 3 like
Exons: 5
Coding region: 110-967 (285 amino acids)
Biological process (GO): retrograde vesicle-mediated transport, Golgi to endoplasmic reticulum; Golgi vesicle budding; Golgi to plasma membrane protein transport
Cellular component (GO): trans-Golgi network; Golgi cisterna; cytosol
Molecular function (GO): phosphatidylinositol-4-phosphate binding
Source: RefSeq, a predicted model, not a curated record
CCUAUUUUGCCUAUUUUAUGGACUUAUAAUAGCUUUAAAAAAGACAUUUUUUACCUUUGGUCUCAAAACCUGGCUGGGGAAAAAAGCUUACAGACCCAGCAGAGAAGCCAUGACAACUUUGAUCCACCGAGGAAAACGUGUGGAAGUUGGAAGGAACGCAGACAAGCGGGUGGAGGAUGAAGAACAUGCCGUGGUCAACCAGACUGUGGGCGAAGAGGACUCCGGAGACUCCAAAGACAUCCGCCUCACCCUCAUGGAAGAGAUCUUGCUUUUGGGUCUGAAGGACAAAGAGGGCUACACAUCUUUCUGGAAUGACUGCAUUUCCUCGGGACUGCGCGGGGGAAUCCUCAUUGAGCUCGCCAUGCGAGGCAGGAUACAGCUGGAGCCCCAGUCCAUGAGGAAAAAACGGCUGCUGGAUCGAAAGGUCCUCGUGAAGUCGGAUGCCCCGACUGGAGACGUCCUCCUGGACGAGACGCUCCGCCAUCUGAAGGCCACGGAGCCAGCCGAGACCGUGCAGACCUGGAUUGAACUGCUCACAGGUGAAACCUGGAAUCCCUUCAAGCUGCAGUACCAGCUGCGCAACGUCCGCGAGCGGAUUGCCAAGAACCUGGUGGAGAAGGGCAUCUUGACCACCGAGAAGCAGAACUUCCUCCUCUUCGACAUGACCACCCACCCGGUCACCAACACCACGGAGAAGCAGCGGCUGGUGAAACGGCUGCAGGAGAGCGUCCUGGACAGGUGGGUCAACGACCCCCACCGCAUGGACAGGAGGACUUUGGCGCUGCUGGUCCUGGCCCACGCCUCGGACGUGCUGGAGAACGUCUUCGCCAGCCUGGUGGAUGAGAAGUACGAUGUGGCAAUGAAUAGGUCCAAGGAUCUGAUGGAUAGGGACCCUGAGGUGGAGGCCGCCAAGGCAGCGGGCGCCGAGAUGAUCUGGGCUGUGUUGGCGGCCUUCAAUAAAUCCUAAGCCCUCCCGGCGAGCGAAGUGGUUCCAAGCGGCUUCGGCCCUUUUCUCCUCCAGGAGGCUUGGUGGUGUCCUCCCACCUUCCUGAGCAGGAGCUUUUGGCGACCGCGGCUAGCCAGGCCCACCAUCGGCCUCUGAAGCUGGGCCUGGAGAGCUCAUUCUGUUACAGGGACAGCCCUGCCUUCACCGCCAGCCCCACCGUCACACCUUCUUCAAGGGAUCCCGGGAUCAGCCAAGACGUUUGUGCAUUGCUCUCCCUAACCCUAAC